This is a messenger RNA of Cynoglossus semilaevis (tongue sole), 3338 nucleotides long. It is a transcript of the gene creb5b, whose product is annotated as cAMP responsive element binding protein 5b. Bases 233 to 1744 code for a protein of 503 amino acids. Gene Ontology annotation, molecular function: DNA-binding transcription factor activity; DNA binding. The record is from RefSeq and is a predicted model, not a curated record. The transcript is spliced from 11 exons. Lineage: Eukaryota; Metazoa; Chordata; Actinopteri; Pleuronectiformes; Cynoglossidae. Gene Ontology annotation, biological process: regulation of DNA-templated transcription.
UGAUCGGUCAAUAGACUUAAAUGCACUGAUAUAAAUGCCGUGGAAAGCGGGGACGAACUCCGUCCUGAAGGAAAACAAUGACAACUGAACAUUAACGCGUCAUUUCAUCGCUUUCCUGCAAAAAACAGGAUUCUUUUAACGUUUAUUUUAAAGGGAUGGAAAAUAAAGAGCGACUAACCAAAACCAUAUCAUCGGAUAAUUGGAUCUUUUUUUAAAAAAAGAAAAGGCACAAAUGUGUUCCUAUGAGAAGACGAGCGGAGUGAUGAACUCAGACCAGGAAAGGCCGUUUGUGUGCAACGCUCCUGGCUGUUCUCAGCGCUUCCCGACGGAGGACCACCUGAUGAUACACCGACACAAACAUGAAAUGACCCUCAAGUUUCCCUCCAUAAAGAACGACAACAUGUUAUCAGACCAAACGCCCACACCGACACGUUUCUUGAAGAAUUGUGAGGAGGUGGGUUUGUUCAGUGACCUGGACUGCUCCAUCGAACAGGAGUUCUGCAAGGCCCAGGAAGAAGAAGACAGUAAACGGAACAUCCAGCUGCACAGCCAGGGAGGCCAAGGUCAGCACCAGCAGUCCCACUCACGGAUGGGCAACCAUGAUACCAGCAUAGUCAUCCAGCAGGCCCUGCCUUCCCCUCAGUCCAGCUCCGUCAUCACUCAGGCUCCAUCCACCAACAGACAGAUAGGGCCUGUGCCCGGGUCUCUGUCCUCGCUGUUGCAUCUACGAAACCGACAGAGACAGCCUCUGCCUGCCUCCAUGCCUGGAACACUGCCAGACCCGACCAUGCCCGGCUCCUCGGCCGUGCUGAUGCCUAUGGAGAGACAAAUGUCCAUGGGCUCCAACAUGAUGGCCAUGCAGGGACCCACCCACAACAGCUCCUGCUCGUCCACUCACAUCCCCUCUAUGCACUCAGAAGCCAAGCUGAGACUGAAGGCAGCACUUUCACACCACCCUGGAGCCAUCGCCAACGGGAACAUGAACUCCAUGGGCCACAUGAUGGAGAUGAUGUCAUCGCGGCAGGAGCAGGGCAACCACCAUCACAUGCACUCGCACCCGCACCAGCACCUGCAGGCUCCUCCCCAUGCGUACCAGCACCACGGCCAUCACCACCACAACCAGGGCCACGGGCAGGCCGCACACCACCACCCGCAGGGACACAACCCCCACCACAACUCCCACAAUCCCCACCUUCACCCUGGUCACCCUCACCAGACAUCGCCGCAUCCUACAAUGCACUCGGCUUCACAGAUGUCACCCGCUACCCAGCAGAUGCAGCCCUCACAGACGCUGCAGUCUCCACCCCCCAGCGGAGGGCGGCGUAGGCGAGUUGUGGACGAGGACCCUGACGAACGUCGACGGAAGUUCUUGGAGCGGAACAGAGCUGCGGCCACCCGAUGCCGACAAAAGAGAAAAGUCUGGGUGAUGUCGUUGGAGAAGAAGGCGGAGGAGCUCACGCAGACCAACAUGCAGCUGCAGAACGAAGUGACGAUGCUGAAGAACGAAGUGACCCAACUCAAGCAGCUCCUCCUCACACACAAGGACUGUCCCAUCACCACUAUGCAGAAAGAGUCUCAAGGUUACCUCAGUCCAGAGAGCAGUCCCGCUGGAAGCCCGACGCCAGCGUGCUCACAGCAGCAAGUCAUUCAGCACAACACCAUCACCACCUCCACCACGACUGUAGGGGGCAGCAAUGGCCACGGACAAACCAACCACCGCACAGACAUAAACCCCAUCCACUAGGGACCAAGAGAGACUGUUACCCGGCCUGUUGCCCCACACCAUGCCCCUGCUUUUCUGUUACGCGAGGGUCACGGGCGCGGCUUUUUACCCUGCUUCAAGAAAAACCUCAAAGGCCUGUGAGGCCGUUCUUUCUACAGUAGCUACAGUAUGUAUUUUUAUAGACCCACUCUAUUAACACGUAAACCUUCUACGGUUUGUCAUCUUUUUUUAACAUGUUUUUUUUUGUGCGGGAUUAGCAGACGGAGUCUUUGCUAAUCUCAUGCAGCAUUUAAGUGACUUUUAUUCUUUGUGUAAUGGUACUGAGUGGACCACAGCCGUGGUGGAAUCUAAGAACAGGGGCAGUAGCCUCGGACCGUCAUCUCUUCAAACAAACCAACAUCUCUGUUUGUCUCAUGGACAGAAGAACCGUUCACUAACUUUCAAACCUCGGCAGUAUGAGCUGAGCAAAAGGAUUUUUCGUAAAUGAGCGAGGGGAGAUUUCUGAAGAACCGUUGCCCAUCAGGAACAGUGUUGUUCAAGGUUGAUCUGCACUGACAGCAGGAGGAAAACACACGUUCUGUCCAACAUGGACCGAGGUUCUUACUAUUCCUAGAUUUAAUUUUUUUUUGCAACAAAAAUUCUAAAACAAAUUGCUCGAAAUAUUGUUACCAGCACCAUGCAACAUUUACCAGUUACUUAAAAGAAACAUAAAAACCAAUAUACGACCAGUGUUUAUAGCAUUUCAAUGGCAGUGCAAUUGACUGCCGUAGAACAAAAACCAAACCAAUCACAAGCCUCAUCUUUAACCGCUGCGUCGUCAGCUUCAGAUAUGAAACUUUAGCUGGACGGACCUGCACAACGAUCAACAGAACCAAGUUGCCAUCUUUCUUUUUCUCUUGUCCUCCUACUCUGUUCGAUUCCUGGAUUAUACUGAAUGCAAACAUCUAGUUGUGUCUCAAUACAUACUGGCUCAUGUUGCAUAGCAUUUGCAAUAACAUUUUGAGCACAUACAAAUAUAAAUCAAAAUUUCAGAUAUUGCUCUACAGCUUAUAGCUAGCUCUCCAAGGUUAGGAAAAAUAAGAGCCCCCUGGUCUAUGGUGGACUAGAUGUUUUUGUCUUCCUGACUCAGUCCUCAGUAAACUUCUCCUUUGUGUUCUCCUUGUUGUCCUUGAAUCCGGGAAUAUAAAACAGAGGGAAUGUUCCUUUCCCGGGUUAGGGUUCAAGACUGUUAACUACUCCCCGUCCCAGGCAGACACAGAGAUUGUUAUGAUACGUUUACGGUUGAGACAUUGCAAGUACUGAUCGAUCAAACAGAAGCAAUACAGCGAUAGUAUUGAUCACAUCUCAACUGUUCGUCCAUGUGAUGAUCAGCGUGGCCCAGCCAUUCUGGUCCCUGACAACAAAAGGCACUAUUACAUCCACAGAACUGUACACUGUGAUACCAGUGAGGCAGCUUAGCUUAGGGAGCUGAAAGCAGCUCCUGCGCUCUCUAGGACCAACUGAAGCUUUAACCCUCGAGGCCUCCUCCCUUCUUUCCUCCUCUUUAAGAUUUAAAUGAAUAUUCCAUAAAAUGCAUACAUUUUGUUACGCGUGCAUGUAAAAUAUGUUUAUGACU